Messenger RNA from Lottia gigantea (owl limpet), 923 nucleotides. RefSeq lists its product as hypothetical. The transcript has 3 exons. Gene Ontology annotation, molecular function: chitin binding. The record is from RefSeq and is a predicted model, not a curated record. Lineage: Eukaryota; Metazoa; Mollusca; Gastropoda; Lottiidae. Gene Ontology annotation, cellular component: extracellular region. Bases 11 to 424 code for a protein of 137 amino acids.
GGCGUUCACAAUGCAUUCUUUAUUAACUACUGGAUUGUUCACUGCUUUAAUAGCAUUGGUCACCAGUCAACAAUACAAUAGAUUUGGUCAGGCCUACCCUUACCAAGGUAACAACCAGGCCUGGAAUGGUGGCAACGACAACCAAUAUGGCGGAAAUGAUAAUAAUAAUUUUGGUGGCGGAAACGACUUUGAUUACGGGGGAGGUGGUAACAACCAGUUCGGACGAAGUGGCAACGAAGUUGCAGGAGUACCCUGUACAGGAUUUGAGCUCGCCAUGACCUAUAUUCCCGACGAACAAGACUGCCACUCAUUUUACCGAUGUGCUCUACCCAGGAUGAACAAAGUCCAGUUUAAAUGUCCAGAUAACCAGGUCUUCGAUAAAAACUACCAUAAUUGCCGCACCCUGAUCCCAGGAGAAUGUUAGAACCCGGUUCGAGGGUGGGGCAACUAAUUAGGUAUAAUUUCGUCAAAGGUGCCAGAAAUGUCAUUAACGUGUCACCAUCUAGCAUCCUUCGAUAUAAGAUCCUCCAAUAAUAUGUUUGAACAUCCAAUGUUUGGCACCUUUGACCUUUACUCGGAAUUUAGACGCACCAUUCUUUCCUUAUCCCUCGAUAUGAAUAAACCCGUGGCGUUAUCUCGGACUAUGAACACGUCGAAGUAUUACUCUUUUCAUGAUCUCAAACUUAAGGCCUUCCCCUUCACAAUUAUGUUAGCUUGUAACCCGCCUGUGAAUGUUUUGCGUUUUCUCGGGAUUUAGACGCACCUUAAAUUUACAAAAUUAUUAGAAUUAGUUGCCCCUAUCCCCCAUUUUUUUUCUAAUCAAUUGCCUUUGCACAUAUAUUGUUAGCUUUAUAUGUUUUUAUAAAUAUCGCUGCUUGUUCUAUUUAUUAUCAUCUUGUGAUUUAUAGUAAAAUGUGAUAAUU